Botrytis fragariae is the source of this 219-nucleotide messenger RNA. RefSeq lists its product as uncharacterized. NCBI's taxonomy places the organism in Eukaryota, Fungi, Ascomycota, Leotiomycetes, Helotiales, Sclerotiniaceae. The coding region runs from base 1 to 219 and encodes 72 amino acids. The transcript is spliced from 2 exons. The record is from RefSeq and is a predicted model, not a curated record.
AUGAAAGGGCAAUCACUGAAAUCUGACUUUAGGCUUGUGCCUGUUAACUACCUAGCAACUCGAGCAUCGAAGGGCCGAUUGUACAAGAGCAAUCUCAUCAACUCACAAGUGCGGAGAGUCUUAGUACUUAAGGAUGGGGAAAGAUAUCCCGUUCAAAAAGCUGCCUGCUUUUCGAAUCUUGCUUAUGACCAGGGUUCGGUGGAUCAAGCCAACAGUUGA